Molecule: messenger RNA, 2156 nt
Organism: Aspergillus campestris IBT 28561
Lineage: Eukaryota; Fungi; Ascomycota; Eurotiomycetes; Eurotiales; Aspergillaceae
Gene: ptcF
Product: type 2C protein phosphatase ptcF
Exons: 3
Coding region: 1-1809 (602 amino acids)
Biological process (GO): protein dephosphorylation
Molecular function (GO): protein serine/threonine phosphatase activity
Source: RefSeq, a predicted model, not a curated record
AUGCGGCGUGCGGCUCUUCAGGCUUUCCGUACUGCUCGUCGUGCACCAGUAUGGAGAGUCUCUGGUAGGAAACCCUGCGCAGUCUCAUUCUCCAGCAGCCGAGCCCAUACCCUUCGGCCUUCUGGGAAUCAUCGCCCCUUCUUCAUCCCUGCCACUCUCCAGUCAUCCAUGCAUUUCCGCAGCUUCUCCAUUGCGUUGAUCUCGACCGCCGUUGCGUCCGGAGCCUGGUACGCCUAUCAGGGCAACAACUCCCAAGGCUCCCCGGCGGCCGCCCUCAACGCCACGUCGUCCUCGCAGCUGCGCACCGUCGCAACCUCGGGUGCGCACACCGACAGCGCCGUCGAGAACACCCGUCGCGCCCUCCUGGUCGAGAACGAUCAGUUCUACACGGCUACUCUGUCUGGGGAACAGCCCCUGUUGAAACAUACCGACGACUCGGACCGUCGGCUGCUCGAGAUGUUGACCCCCGAACAGGCCACCCAGAAGCUCCGCAAGAACGAGGAGUCGUACCUGGUCAACCGCGGCCAGGGUGUCGUCCGCUAUGACAUCGUCCAGGUGCCCAGCAACUCGCCGAUUGAAGAUGACCAUGCCGAGAAGAUUGUGGAGGUGCCCACUUCCGUCGCGGCCGCCUCCGAGGGUCGUGCCAACAGCGACUGGAUGUUCUGGGCCGUGUUUGAUGGACACUCUGGCUGGACCACUUCUGCGAAGCUGCGCAAUGUCUUGAUCUCCUACGUCGCCCGCGAACUGAACACCACCUACAAGGCCGCCGCGACCGAUCCCUCGGCACUCACGCCGACUUCAGAGGCAAUCGAUGCCGCCAUCAAGCAGGGUUUCGUGCGCCUCGACAACGAUAUCGUCUACAACAGCGUUGACAAAGUUUUGAAGUCGAACUCGCGCCGCGCCGCGGCCGAGCUUCUCGCCCCCGCGCUGUCGGGUUCCUGUGCCCUCCUGACUUUCUAUGACUCGCAGUCCAAGGACCUGAAGGUCGCCGUCGCUGGUGAUUCUCGUGCCGUUCUAGGCCGCCGCUCGGCGGGCGGUAAAUGGACCGCUACGGCGCUCUCCGAGGACCAGACCGGCGGCACGCCGUCGGAGAUGAAGCGUCUGCGCGAAGAACACCCGGGCGAACCCAACGUGACCCGCAACGGACGCAUCCUCGGCCAGCUGGAACCUAGUCGGUCAUUUGGCGACGCAUUCUACAAGUGGACCAGAGACACCCAGGACAAAAUCAAGCGCCAGUUCUUCGGACGCACCCCGCACCCGCUCCUCAAGACUCCCCCGUACGUGACCGCCGAGCCGGUCAUCACUACCACCAAGGUCGACCCCAGCCAGGGUGACUUCCUGGUCAUCGCCACCGAUGGUCUCUGGGAAAUGCUGAGCAACGAGGAGGUCGUCGGACUGGUCGGACAGUGGGUUGAGGAGCAGCGUUCCGGCGCCGGUGGUAACCAGACCUGGCUCAAGAGCUGGUUUGGUUUCGAAAACAAGCAGCUCCCCGUUGAAUCCUCCCAGGCAACUGAGACGGACGGCCAGCGGCGUCCCAUCCGCCAGGCGCAGUAUGACAUCGCGGGUGCUGCCAGCCGGUUUGUGGUGGAGGACAACAACGCCGCCACCCAUCUGGUCCGUAACGCCAUGGGCGGCAAGGACAAGGACAUGGUCUGCGCCUUGUUGACUCUUCCCAGUCCUUACUCCCGCCGAUACCGUGACGACGUCACGGUAGAAGUCAUCUUCUUCGGCGACAGCCCCGACAACCGCACCGUCUCCGUCAACCAGGACGCCACUGCAUCCGAAGAGAGCCCCAAGGCAAAGCUUUGAUUGAAGUAUUGAUUUUGCCACAUCCAGAAUAUUCCCAAUAUUGCUUUUGUUGAGUGGGGCAUGGCCCGUUUGUUGUCUUUUCUUCCGUUUCUUUGGUUUGCAUUUACACCCUUUACAUUCUCACGACAUGAUUCUUUCAAGAAAGAUGGCGUUACGUUAUGGAUCUGUGGUCGUCGCUAGACUAGUAUGGUUGAGUUGAGUUUGUCUACAAAGUAAGCUGAUAUCUUGCAUAUGAUUUCCACUACGUUAGAUUGAAUAUGGACUCUAGAGCGUUAUUAUCCAGGUCACUUUUGCAAUAGCGUAUCUUGACUAGCAGUGUACUACUCAUCACCAUAUUUAGGCUACAC